Molecule: messenger RNA, 1174 nt
Organism: Peromyscus eremicus (cactus mouse)
Lineage: Eukaryota; Metazoa; Chordata; Mammalia; Rodentia; Cricetidae
Gene: Itgb1bp1
Product: integrin subunit beta 1 binding protein 1
Exons: 8
Coding region: 406-1005 (199 amino acids)
Biological process (GO): negative regulation of focal adhesion assembly; negative regulation of substrate adhesion-dependent cell spreading
Cellular component (GO): cell periphery; lamellipodium; cytoskeleton
Molecular function (GO): integrin binding
Source: RefSeq, a predicted model, not a curated record
GGCCCCACGCCCCGAGGCGGAGGCACCGACUGAGGGCAGAUCGGGGAAAGGAAGAGGAGCCUCGGUGCCCGGUCAGGGAGGGACCCGCGUUCCCGUGACAGGUCCACCGCCCGCCUCCCCGAGGACCAGGCUCAGCAAGGGCCCUGAGGCCUCGCUCAGACUGCUACUGCACCCCGACCCUGGGGUUGGAGUUGGCUGUCUGCAUCCUCACUUGUGCAAGGCAUGUGUGCAGAGAGCUGUGGACGCCUGCUCUUGUCUGGGUCCCCAAGUUAACUUUGUGAGGUCCACUGCUCAGCCUGGAAGGGACUGGGCGCAUCGGGAAGGGAAGCUCCUGUGCAGAUCACUGUGUGUAGAACCUUGGAGAACACCACAAGGCAUCUUCUCUGGAUCAAGCUAUGGUGAAAGAUGUUUCGCAAAGGCAAGAAGCGGCACAGCAGCAGCAGUUCCCAGAGCAGUGAGAUCAGCACGAAGAGCAAGUCCGUGGAUUCCAGCCUUGGUGGUCUCUCGAGAUCCAGCACCGUCGCCAGCCUCGAUACCGACUCCACCAAAAGCUCAGGACAGAGCAACAGUUUAGACACGUGUGCCGAGUUUCGAAUAAAGUAUGUUGGUGCCAUCGAGAAACUGGACCUGUCUCAGGGGAAGAGUCUCCAAGGACCACUGGACCUGAUAAAUUAUAUAGAUGUCGCCCAGCAAGAUGGAAAGCUGCCUUUUGUUCCCCUGGAGGAGGAGUUUAUUCUGGGUGUUUCCAAGUACGGCAUAAAAGUCUCAACCACGGAUCAGCAUGGCGUUCUGCAUAGGCAUGCCCUGUAUUUAAUCAUCCGGAUGGUGUGUUAUGACGACGGCCUGGGAGCCGGGAAGAGCUUGCUGGCACUCAAGACCACAGAUGCCAGCAAUGAAGAAUGCAGCCUGUGGGUUUACCAGUGUAACAGCCUGGAGCAAGCCCAAGCAAUCUGCAAGGUUUUAUCCACAGCAUUUGACUCUGUGUUGACGUCCGACAAGUCCUGAACUCUGCAGUCAAGUGGAAGCUGACCCAUCUGAGAGCUCACCUGGUCCUCCAUCUUUCAGCUUUCCAUAGGCAGUGAUGAACUAUUAGAGGGUGUAAUGCCCCACCCAGUUUUCUAAAGGAAGUGUAAUGUGUAAAAUAUCAGUCAUCAUUAAAAGGUCGUUAACAGUA